AUGAACGCCCCAUCCACUCCAGGGUCGUCCAAGGCCCCCGAGACCAAUGGCGUCGGUGCACAGGGCUUUCGCCCACAGGUCAACAUGGUCGUCCAGCCACCACGCCAGGAGGACCUCCAAAAGAGCUACGCCAGCAUCGUCGGGACUGACGCCGAUGCCAAAGGCUGGUACGGCAGCAUGAUCAAUACCCUUGGUUCCUGCAUGGGAACCCUGGGUGCUAUUCCGUGCUGCAUCUGUUGCCCCAACCCGUACAAGAACGUCAGCCAGGGCAACGUUGGUCUGGUCACAAAGUUCGGCAAAUUCUACAAGGCAGUCGACCCUGGCCUGGUCAAGAUCAACCCCCUGUCCGAGCGUCUUAUUCAAGUCGACGUCAAGAUACAGAUUGUCGAGGUCCCCAAGCAAGUCUGCAUGACCAAGGACAACGUCAACCUGCACCUCACCAGCGUCAUCUACUACCACAUUGUCAGCCCGCAUAAGGCCGCUUUCGGCAUCACCAACGUCCGCCAGGCCCUGAUCGAGCGUACCCAGACCACCCUGCGCCACGUCGUCGGUGCACGCGUUCUGCAGGAUGUCAUCGAGCGCCGUGAGGAGAUCGCUCAGAGCAUCGGGGAGAUCAUCGAGGAUGUCGCCGCAGGCUGGGGUGUGCAGGUCGAGAGCAUGCUUAUCAAGGACAUUGUCUUCAGCCAAGAGCUGCAGGAGUCGCUGUCUAUGGCUGCUCAGAGCAAGCGUAUCGGUGAAAGCAAGAUCAUUGCCGCUAAGGCUGAGGUCGAGAGCGCCAAGCUCAUGCGUCAAGCCGCCGAUAUUCUGUCUUCUGCACCCGCCAUGCAGAUCCGCUACCUCGAGGCCAUGCAAGCUAUGGCCAAGUCGGCCAAUUCUAAGGUCAUUUUCAUGCCAGGCGCAAGCUCCUCCUCCACAGCUGCCAUGAACGCUGUCGUCAACGACCCCAAGGCCAUCUCUGGCGAGCAGGGCGAGAGCAGCAGCGGCAAGAAUACCUACCAUGACUUUGGAGGUGGGGACCCUUCCUUUCAACAGGCCAUGAACGCUCGUGUCAUUGAGAACAUUUAA
Molecule: messenger RNA, 1065 nt
Organism: Diaporthe amygdali
Lineage: Eukaryota; Fungi; Ascomycota; Sordariomycetes; Diaporthales; Diaporthaceae
Exons: 3
Coding region: 1-1065 (354 amino acids)
Cellular component (GO): plasma membrane
Source: RefSeq, a predicted model, not a curated record